Pistacia vera is the source of this 719-nucleotide messenger RNA. Its product is annotated as protein SENESCENCE-ASSOCIATED GENE 21, mitochondrial. Bases 159 to 458 code for a protein of 99 amino acids. NCBI's taxonomy places the organism in Eukaryota, Viridiplantae, Streptophyta, Magnoliopsida, Sapindales, Anacardiaceae. Gene Ontology annotation, biological process: response to stress. The transcript has 2 exons. The record is from RefSeq and is a predicted model, not a curated record. Gene Ontology annotation, cellular component: mitochondrion.
UUCUUAUCACAAAUAGAUCUUUCUAGAGAGAGAGUCAGCUAUCGUGAGAAGUUUAUUUGGCUGCUGUAGAGGGUAUUCUUCAGUGAAGAAAAGAGAAUAACAUAAUUACUUUCUGCAGCAGUCUUUUAAUUAAUAUCUCAAAGUUGAAGAUAAGAAAAAUGGCUGGCUCUUUCUCCAACGUUAAGCUUUUCUCUGCUGUUGUCGUCGACGGAAUCUCUAACGCUAUCUAUAGACGAGGAUACGCGGUGGCAUCACAAGGAGUUGUGUCGAACGUGGCUAGAGGAACAGGAGCAAGAAGUGGGGCGAUGAUGAAGAAGUCAGGAGAAGAGAAGGUGGGAUCAACUGAGAAGGUGUCAUGGGUCCCGGACCCCGUUACCGGUUACUACAGGCCUGAGAAUGGUGCCAACGAGAUCGACAUGGCCGAUCUACGUGCCACGCUCUUGAAGAACAAGAACUAAAUUAAUAAAUAAUAAUUAAAAAAAAAAAAUCAUGGUUCAACAAAGAAAUGGCCAAUGGAUGGGAUGGGUAUGAUGGUUAACCCCAAGAGCUGUUGAGGUGUCCUGAAAAUUUCAUCAUCUUGGUUGGAAGGAAAUUGUUGUCCUCUGUUUACAAGAGAAGAAUAUGUGAUUGUAAUUUGCCGUAUUAAACAUUUUUAAAUGCAAUUUUAAUAUUUUACUUCAAUUAGUAUUUGGCCAGGCCACAUUGGUUUGGUUUUUUUA